Marchantia polymorpha subsp. ruderalis is the source of this 393-nucleotide messenger RNA. NCBI's taxonomy places the organism in Eukaryota, Viridiplantae, Streptophyta, Marchantiopsida, Marchantiales, Marchantiaceae. The record is from the annotation of a GenBank genome assembly.
AUGGCCGACCGACUCCGGUUGGCUUGGGGCCGACGUCUUCUUUCUUCUGUCCUCUCUCCCCUCCUCUCGAGCUCCAGUUGUUCGCCGAGAGAGUCGAACUUGUCGCACUUCCCCCCCUGUGGGGGUGGGGUCUCCGUCGGUCGAGUACGACGAGAGAGAGAGAGAGAGAGAGAGAGCGAGCGAGCGCGCGGUCGCUUUUCGGUUGGGGAUCUCGUGUCCGGUUGGGGGGCCGACGGGACGCUGAGCAGAGAGCAGCGAGCAGCGAGCGAGCGGGCGGAGUUCGGUACAUGCGCGCGAGGUGACAGGCAGAGGGGCCUGAUCCCUUCCGCGCCAGAGGGCUCUGGCAGAGCGCCACGUCGCGCCUUUCACCGACAAAUCAUCAAUGACUGGUGA